Molecule: messenger RNA, 1208 nt
Organism: Thermothielavioides terrestris NRRL 8126
Lineage: Eukaryota; Fungi; Ascomycota; Sordariomycetes; Sordariales; Chaetomiaceae
Exons: 7
Coding region: 1-954 (317 amino acids)
Molecular function (GO): sugar-phosphatase activity; beta-phosphoglucomutase activity
Source: RefSeq, a predicted model, not a curated record
AUGGGCAGCACGGAGCCAGCGGAACCCGCCUUCUCGGCGCCGCCUGAGGUUGUCGCCUUCGACGGCCUGCUGUUCGACAUGGACGGCACCAUCAUCGAUUCAACCGAUGCCGUGGUCAAGCACUGGCACGCUAUCGGCAAGGAGAUAGGCGUCGACCCCGAGGUCAUCCUGCAGACCUCGCACGGCCGGCGGAGCAUCGACACCCUCCAGAUCAUAGCCCCUGAGAAGGCCACCCCGGAAUAUGUCCAACACAUGGAGAGUCAACUGCCCAAGCUGUACGGCGCCGAUGCCGUCGAGAUCCCCGGCGCGCGGUCCCUCCUGGAAGGCCUGAUCGCGCGCAGCGCACCCUGGACGAUCGUCACCUCGGGCACCGUGCCCCUCGUAACCGGGUGGCUCCAAGUCCUCAACCUACCCACACCAGCACACCUCGUGACGGCCGAGUCGGUCGCGGCCGGCAAGCCCGACCCGGCGUGCUACCGGCUGGGCCGCGAGCGGCUGGGGCUCGCGGGCGCCGACCGGCGCGUGCUCGUGCUCGAGGACAGCCCCGCCGGCAUCCGCGCCGGCAAGGCCGCCGGCUGCGCCGUGCUGGCCGUCGUCACCAGCCACACGGCCGAGCAGGUGCUGGCGGCCGGGCCCGACUGGGUCGUGCGCGACCUCGCGUCCGUGAGGCUGCUGCCCUCCUCGGCGGGGGAGGGGGACGGAGAGGAGGGAGGGAGGGAUGAGGUCAGACUCGAGCUAGACCCGCGCAUCGAAGAAUGCAUGCUAUGUCGUAUAACCAUGGCUCUCUCACCUGCCGCUUCCGUCCCGGCUCCGGUUUCAUUCGCCCUUCAGCUGGUCUCCGAUGUCUCGGUUUCGGUCACCACCGCUGACGCCACUUACAGUCUUCGAGCCCGCACACGGCCGGGCGUGUGUGUCGGGGAUGUCUCGUCCUCCAUCCAGAUACUGUUGGCCUAGCUAGCUCCAGCGCGCAUCAGCCAAGUCCGGGACAGCCUAGCAAAAGGUCCCCGACGAGCCCAACGCAACGCGAGCAAAAGACUGGGGAAGUUCUAGACACGCCGUAGCCCGCAGAGGAGUUCGGCACAUGGCGAUUUGUGGUUGCUGUGGGCCCGGCAAUAUGCGGAGCCGGGCUAGGUCCCAAGUGUCGUGGCGUCAACCACACAUCACCGCCCACCCGCUGGCCUGGACCGGCUGCGCACCGCCGAUGCGUG